This is a messenger RNA of Gekko japonicus, 3140 nucleotides long. It is a transcript of the gene CDH2, whose product is annotated as cadherin 2. Gene Ontology annotation, cellular component: cytoplasm; catenin complex; neuron projection. Gene Ontology annotation, molecular function: calcium ion binding; cadherin binding. Lineage: Eukaryota; Metazoa; Chordata; Lepidosauria; Squamata; Gekkonidae. The transcript has 15 exons. Gene Ontology annotation, biological process: homophilic cell-cell adhesion; regulation of synaptic transmission, glutamatergic; synapse assembly. The record is from RefSeq and is a predicted model, not a curated record. The coding region runs from base 1 to 2745 and encodes 914 amino acids.
AUGGCGUCGGAGACUCAGAGAGGUCGAAGCCUAUGGGUUCCUGCUCUCCCACCAGGACAGGUCGCCCAUGGAAGCAGCACACAACUAGAAACCAACACAGCAGGCAGAGAUGCCGGUGGGCAGGUCAAGCGGUUGAAGCCAGUAGGCUCCCGCUCACCCCUGCACCCGAAGGAGGCAGCCAAGAAAUGGGCUGGCGGUGCAGUGCAGUUUCGAAGCUGUGAAGGAAGCAGAAAAGUCCAUUUUGAAAGCAGUGCACCAGCAGAUUUUAGAGUGGGUAAAGAUGGUGUAGUAUAUGCAGCUAGAAGCUUUCAGCUUUCUCCAGAACCUACUAGAUUCCUACUAUAUGCUAAAGACAAAGAAACGCAGGAACAGUGGGAAGUAGCAGUGAAACUAGUUCCUGACCCAGAAAAUACAGAAAAGGAGCAAAAGAAAAUGGAUGAUAUUGUAUUUCCAAGGCAGCAAAAUAAGCACAGUGGUCAUCUGCAAAGACAGAAGAGAGACUGGGUCAUCCCUCCAAUCAACUUGCCAGAAAACUCCAGAGGGCCCUUUCCUCAGGAAUUAGUUAGGAUCAGAUCUGAUCGUGAUAAAAGCCUUUCCCUGCGCUAUAGUGUUACUGGGCCAGGAGCUGAUCAGCCCCCAACGGGUAUCUUCAUCAUCAACCCCAUCACAGGUCAACUGUCGGUGACAAAACCAUUAGAUCGGGAACAAAUAGCUUCUUUCCACCUGAGGGCACACGCCGUGGAUGUAAAUGGAAACCAGGUGGAAAAUCCCAUUGACAUUGUUAUUAAUGUCAUUGAUAUGAAUGACAAUAGACCAGAGUUCUUACACCAGGUUUGGAAUGGGACAGUCCCUGAAGGAUCAAAGCCAGGAACCUAUGUAAUGACUGUCACUGCUAUUGAUGCUGAUGACCCAAAUGUAUUGAAUGGAAUGCUGAGAUACAGAAUCUUGUCCCAGGCCCCAAGCACCCCCUCUCCAAAUAUGUUUACAAUCAACAAUGAAACAGGCGAUAUUAUUACAGUUGCUGCUGGGCUUGACAGAGAGAAAGUACAACAGUAUACAUUAAUAAUUCAAGCUACAGACAUGGAAGGAAAUCCAACAUAUGGUCUUUCAAACACAGCAACUGCUGUCAUUACAGUGACAGAUGUCAAUGACAAUCCUCCAGAGUUCACUGCCAUGAUUUUCUAUGGUGAAGUCCCUGAAAAUAGAGUGGAUGUUAUAGUUGCUAAUCUAACUGUAACGGAUAAGGACCAGCCACACACUCCUGCCUGGAAUGCAAUGUAUCGAAUGACUAGUGGAGAUCCCUCAGGCAGGUUUGCCAUCUUUACUGAUCCAAACAGUAAUGAUGGUUUGGUUACUGUUGUAAAGCCUAUCGACUUUGAAACCAAUAGGAUGUUUGUACUCACAGUAGCUGCAGAAAACCAAGUGCCUUUGGCAAAAGGAAUUCAGCAUCCUCCCCAAUCAACAGCAACUGUAUCAAUUUCAGUCAUUGAUGUGAACGAGAGUCCGUAUUUUGUCCCAGACCCAAAGAUUGAGCGUAAAGAGGAAGGGCUGCCUGCUGGUACCGUCUUAACAACUUUCACUGCUCAGGACCCAGAUCGUUACAUGCCACAGACUGCUCUAAGGUACUCAAAGCUUUCAGAUCCCGCUAACUGGCUGAGGAUUGAUCCUAAUACUGGUCAAAUAACCACAACUGGUAUUCUGGACAGAGAGUCUCCACAUGUUAAAAAUAACAUGUACAAUGCUACAUUCCUUGCUUCAGACACUGGAAUCCCUCCGAUGAGUGGGUCUGGCACACUUCAGAUAAUCCUGCUUGACAUCAAUGAUAAUGCUCCCCGAGUGGACCCUCAAGAAGCUACCACUUGUGAGACUCUGCAGCCCAAUGCAACAAACAUCACAGCGCUAGAUGACGACAUUGAUCCAAAUGCUGGACCUUUUGCCUUUGAACUGCCGAUUAAUCCUCCCAGUGUUAGGAAAAACUGGACCGUUAUCCGUAUUAGUGGUGAUCGUGCCCAACUGGCUUUAAGGAUCAAAUUCCUUGAGGCUGGCAUCUAUGAUGUUCCAAUAAUAAUAACUGACUCUGGAAAUCCUCCCAAGUCCAGCACUUCUAUUCUGAAGGUGAAGGUUUGCCAGUGUGACAUAAAUGGAGACUGUACGGAUGCAGACAGAAUUGUAGGUGCAGGACUGGGCACGGGUGCCAUCAUUGCCAUUCUCCUCUGCAUUAUCACCUUACUCAUUCUAGUUCUGAUGUUUGUAGUAUGGAUGAAACGCCGUGAUAAGGAACGUCAGGCCAAACAGUUGCUCAUUGACCCUGAAGAUGAUGUCAGAGACAAUAUUUUGAAAUAUGACGAAGAAGGUGGUGGAGAAGAAGAUCAGGACUACGACUUGAGCCAGCUCCAGCAACCCGAUACUAUAGAACCAGAUGCCAUCAAACCUGUUGGAAUAAGACGACUCGAUGAAAGGCCUAUCCAUGCAGAACCUCAAUAUCCAGUCAGAUCAGCGGCACCGCAUCCUGGAGACAUUGGGGACUUUAUUAAUGAGGGACUUAAAGCAGCAGACAACGAUCCCACAGCACCUCCAUAUGACUCCCUCCUAGUCUUUGACUACGAAGGGAGCGGAUCUACCGCUGGAUCUUUGAGCUCCCUCAAUUCCUCAAGUAGCGGUGGUGAGCAAGACUAUGACUACCUAAACGACUGGGGCCCACGUUUCAAGAAACUUGCUGACAUGUACGGUGGAGGCGAUGACUGAAUACCAAGGUGGCCAACUUUGCUUUUGGACAAGUACAAAUCUUUCCACUGGUAUUCCCAACAAGCAUACAGAAGCUAGGCUUUAACUUUGUAGUCUACUAGCACAAGUGCUUGCUGAAGGCUUUGGCAUAGGCUGCAAACCAAUUUGGGCUCACUGGGAAUAUCAGUCAUCCAAUGCUGUUUGGAAAAGGAAAGCAAACAAUUGAGCUCAGUUACACUUGAAUUUUACAGUACAGAAGCACUGGGAUUUUAUGUGCCUUUUUGUACCUUUUUCAGAUUGGAAUUAGUUUUAUGUUUAAGGCUUUAAAUGGUACUGAUUUAUGAAAUGAUGAAACAAACCACAUUGGGGUGGGGAGAAAGUUAAAUCACCAAUAUGCUUCUACAUGCUUUUGUUAC